AUGUCGAAACAUAACAUCGACACUGAACGUGUGAUAACAGAAGUUCGAAUAAGACCACCUUUGUGGGAUCUAUCUCACGAUUUAUUCAAAGAUAAAGAUGCCAAGCUUCAAGCAUGGUUUGGAGUGUAUAAAGCUCUUUUGCCCGAUUUUAAUGAUUUGUCUGAGAAUGAUAAAAAAGACUUUGAAAAAAGUGUACAACAAAGAUGGAGAACUGCGAGAGAUGCUUACAUGAGAUGCAAAAAUUCUAUGAAAUCUGUGAAAUCGGGAUCGGAAGGCGGAAAGAGAACCAAAUACGUAUUUUUCAAACAUUUACAGUUUCUUGACAAAAAACAUGUUGCCGACACCGAAGAUUCUAUUGAAGAAAAUGAAACAAGAGAAGAUACACAACAAGAUUCAAAUUUGGAGUCUCCAAACAAUCCACGUUCUACUGAAACAGUAUCCACCAAUCCAGAAACCCAACCACAGUGUUCCAGCCAAGUUAGACAAGAUUCUUCAAACACAACUAAACAAUCUAGCUCUACUCCUAACACAAACCCAUCAAGGAAGCGUAAAAACGCAAAAACUAAUGAAGACAGCUACUUCGAUAAAAACAUCUUGGAGUUUUUAACAAAAAACAGCGAAAUUAUUCAAAAUGACGAUAUGGCAUUUUUUUAUUCUCUUUUACCUUUAACACGGACAUUCGACAAUCGUCAAAAAGUUAUGUUCCGUACUGCAGUAAUGAAUAAAGCCCUGGAAAUUUGUAACUGCCCUUCGUCUAUCACUCCUCUUGCUUCACCAAUGUAUGCAUCUACCUCUCGCCCUGAAUCUUCUACUUCCAGCAUGAAUAUAGCAUCACCAGAAUCUCUACCAUCAGGAUCUCAAGACAUAGUUUUGUAUUCAGUUGAAGAACCUUCGUCUCAAAAUGUAGUGAGAACUAAUCCAAAUAUCGCACAUACAUCACAAAAUUCGGUAAUCACAUCUUUGUCUGCUUCCAGCUUCAAUAUACCAUCACCAGGAUCUCGAGACAUAGUUUUGUAUUCAGUUGAAGAACCUUCGUUUCAAAACGUAGUGACAACUAAUCAUCCGUAUGACGCUUUGGUUGGGCAUGAUAGCGUAGCUUCUAAUUCCGCUUCAUUGACUUUCUUUGAUAAUGGCUACAUUGAUUAUAUUGAAAAUGAAAAGCCUGGCGUAGAGUACAUAUAUAACCCUGAAUCGUUUGACAGUAAAAGUUUCGAUAACCAAACAUGUUCUAAUACGCAGACAUAUGAAAUAGUGAAGAAUGUUGUUAUUGAAGACAUAUUUCCGCUUGAAACAGAACAACUCAGUCCAAGUUCUCACUCGGUUCAAGUUCUAUCUCUUCGUCUUACUCCAUUACUUAUCUACAAUUCUAAAAAUGCCUCUAAUAGUUUUGAACCAUCUCAAUCGUACCUCUCUACAAGUAAUGAUAAAUCAGAUGAUGAUUUGGCCGUUCCUUUGAUACAAGAAAACUAA
Parnassius apollo (apollo) is the source of this 1470-nucleotide messenger RNA. The record is from the annotation of a GenBank genome assembly. Lineage: Eukaryota; Metazoa; Arthropoda; Insecta; Lepidoptera; Papilionidae.